This is a messenger RNA of Phalaenopsis equestris, 351 nucleotides long. RefSeq names its product 60S ribosomal protein L26-2-like. Lineage: Eukaryota; Viridiplantae; Streptophyta; Magnoliopsida; Asparagales; Orchidaceae. The annotation marks the transcript as partial. The transcript has a single exon. Gene Ontology annotation, cellular component: cytosolic large ribosomal subunit. Gene Ontology annotation, biological process: ribosomal large subunit biogenesis; cytoplasmic translation. Gene Ontology annotation, molecular function: RNA binding; structural constituent of ribosome. The record is from RefSeq and is a predicted model, not a curated record.
UCCUGCUCCGUCAAUAUCCGAAUUCGCUCGAGCUCCCGGCGCAAGUGCCGCAAGACCCAUUUUACGGCGCCAUCCAGUGUGCGGCGAAAGCUCAUGAGCGCUCCCCUGUCUUUGGAUCUUCGCGGGAAGCACAACGUGCGGUCGAUGCCGGUGAGGAAAGACAACGGAUCCACUGUUAACGCUGGCAUCGACCCUUCCAAUGUUGUUAUCACCAAGCUCAAGCUCGAUAAGGACCGGAAGUCUCUCCUCGACUGUAAAGCUCGCGGGCCCUCCACUGACAAGGCCAAGGGUAAGUUCUCCGUUGAGGAGGUGGUCGCCGGCUCUGCACACUCCCUCCAGAAGGUUGAUUGA